Molecule: messenger RNA, 1473 nt
Organism: Penicillium canescens
Lineage: Eukaryota; Fungi; Ascomycota; Eurotiomycetes; Eurotiales; Aspergillaceae
Exons: 1
Coding region: 1-1473 (490 amino acids)
Source: RefSeq, a predicted model, not a curated record
AUGCAGCUAGCUCGAGCCUGCCCGACGUCAGCACUGCCCUUCUUUUCUCUUCACCCCGCUCUUCCGGUGUACAGUCCAUCAUCGCUUCUAACGUACUGGAAUUUCAUGUUCUAUCCAUGGAAAGCGCUUUCAGCAUGGGCCCCGUUCAAAAUCGAUGCCCUCGGACUCCUUACACUGCUUGGAGCGAACGAAGUCGACAUUUCGCUCGGUCGCCUGGCCCCCAGCUACUGGCUCGAGUACAUGCCCCUGCUCGCCGGCUUCGUCUUUGCAGGCGAUCGAUUCCGCGCCAAACAGCCAACCUUCACCCUGUAUAAUGUCUCCAGUGGCAUCGUAACAAGUAACCUGUCGGCGUGGUUCACCAGAUGGAUGCAAGCGCAGGGGUUCCACGUCUCGCGGAGCCUGGUCUACUGGGAGGUCAAGAGGACGCCACAGAGCCAGUGGUCAUACUUUGUCGUUUCAGGUCUGAUCUCGGGGACACUAACUGGCUUCCUCUUCGCUAUGACGAUUCUAUCGGGUGACUGGUACGGCUUCGCCAACACGAUCGCAAUCAUCCUCCUCGUCUUCGUGCGCGCAUACAUGAUCCACGCGAACCGCAACGCGAUUAACCGCACCGUGGCCGCAGCAAGACCCUUUCCAACAACGUUUACCAGCGCCCUCGACACCUGGAACGAGAAACGCAAAAAGGAUCCCAAGGCACCGCGCCCGUCCCCGGACUCUCCGCACUGGCGGCCCGAAGUCGUCAAGAUCCUCGUCGUCAUGCCUGAUUCUGGCGCCGUAACCAUGUUCAUCCCCGAGCACCUCCUGCGCGGCGUUUUUGUCACCGAGUCGCCUGUCCGCUCGCCCGGAUUCUAUCGUCUAGCGCAGUGGACUGGUUGGCUCGCGUUUACAGUCCAUGUCGUCACACUGGGCAUGGCACAGCUCGCUACGCAACUAUACGUCAUCGUACUGACAGUCAUCCCAACCGUCCUAAUCUGCUACGGCUUCGGCUGCGACGACUCGCGCUUAUACAAAGGGUGGUGCUGGCUCCGCGGAAAAGACGCAGGUCCAUACAUCUACCACGCCGGCCCGCAACUGAAAGCAACAAUCUUUGAAUGGCCCGAAGACGUUGAGUUCGUCAAGGACGACAAGGGCGCUCUAUGCAGACGCGAUCUAGCACCGAUCCCUGCGGUGAACCGCUCCACCGCCCGCAUGGAUCUGUAUGCGUGGUUGAACUUCAGCAAGGAGGAGCAGGACAGCAUGUGGGACUGGCAUUUGCUUCCGCAUAUGCGCGGCCACGACGAUUCGUGGUGGAAUACAUUUGAGGAGAAGAAGAGGCUGAUUAGGGAGCGGCCGCCGGAUAUCCUUGCGGCGAAGCAGCGGAUACAGCGUGACUUGGAGGCGAAGAGGGCGGUUGGUGAGUUUCCGUUGCUGCGGGGGCGCAAGCCGAUGGCAGACCUUGAGAAGGGUUCUAGGUUUGUUCUGUUAGCUAGGUAG